Kalmanozyma brasiliensis GHG001 is the source of this 1680-nucleotide messenger RNA. RefSeq names its product AB-hydrolase lipase. Gene Ontology annotation, biological process: lipid metabolic process. The record is from RefSeq and is a predicted model, not a curated record. NCBI's taxonomy places the organism in Eukaryota, Fungi, Basidiomycota, Ustilaginomycetes, Ustilaginales. The transcript has a single exon. The coding region runs from base 1 to 1680 and encodes 559 amino acids.
AUGUCGACCGGUUUCAUCGACUACAGCAAGCGCAACCGUGCCUCGGGCCCCGCGUCCGAGGCAAGCAGAGAUCUCGAAUCAGAGAGGGCAACAGAAGAUCCUUUCUCCGAGCAGGAGUCGGAGCGGCCUCGCAAAAGCGUCGAACGUGCUGCCCCUCGCCGAUCCCAACAGGUUGAGCGAGAAGUCGACGAGACUUCCGACGACUUGAAUGGUCAACAAGUGCAGCCUUCUCGUCCUCCUCGCGGCGUCGAGGUCCGUCGCGACCCAGGUCAGCCCAAGGGCGAUUACAAUGAUCGCGAUGAACGCCCCUUCUUCGACCCCACCUUCCCCAACUACCAGUCAGAGGCACCACUAGAGAUGCCCUUCUUUGACCACGUCGUGGCUGACUACGGCGAAUACGGCUUCCUUCAGCGUCUCCGACUCAACUUCCGUCAAGCCCUCUCCUUCGCACUCAGCACCACCUCGCUCGGCAGUGUCCUUUUUGCUGCCUACUUCGUCUACUUCAAUCCGUUCAAGAAGUCGCCACCAAAGGCAAAGACCGACCGCGAAUACGAGCGCAGAAUCACUGGCGAACGUGGCUCUGGCAGACCCGCUUACUACGCCGAGUUCUGGGGCUACCAGUGUGACGAGCACGAGAUCAUCACCGAAGGCGGUUGGAUCCUCAAAGCUCACCGUAUCUCGGACCCUCGUCGUGGCGGCAACGUCGGUUACCCUGUUGUCCUCCAACACGGUAUUCUCUGCAACUCAGCUCACUUUGUCGUUAACGAAGAGCGUUCUAUGGCCUUCUGGCUCGUCGAUCAAGGCUUUGACGUAUGGGUCACCAACAUUCGUGCAAACUUCAAGGCUGGUCAUACCGAAUACACCCGAAACGAUCCUCGAUUCUGGGCCUGGGGUCUCAAGGAACUCGCCUUCGACCUUCGCGAUGUUGUCGACUACAUCACCGCUGCUACCGGCUACCCUCAGCUCGCCUACGUCGGCCACUCGCAAGGUGCCGGUUCCAUGUACCUCGCCUUGAGUCCAGGCAUCUGCCCCGAGAUCGCCAACAAGCUCAGCUGCUUCGUCGCUCUCGGUCCCUCGGUCUACGCCGGUUCCGUCCUGCGAAAGUUCCCCUUCUCUCUCCUUCGUCAAUUCCGCUCGCGAAAGUGGUGGGGUCUCAUCUUUGGUGUGCGAGAGUUCAUGCCCGCCAUCGGUAUCGCCCAGGCAUUCCUCCCCGCCUUCUGGUUCGGUCACAUCGCCUACGUCAUCUUUGCUUUCCUCUUCGGCUUCCACGACCACAACUGGGUCGCGCGCCAGAAGGGCAAGAUGUUCCGCACCGUCCCCGUCCCGACCUCGUCGGAGCUUCUCUACUGGUACAUGUCUGGCUUUUCCCACCGAGGUUGCAUCUUUGACCCGCGCAUCACCGAGCCUUGGUUCCCUAGGAACUUCCCUCCUCACUCGAUCUUCUACGGUGACAUUGACCACCUCGUGCUCGGCAAACCCCUGGUUCAGCGCAUCCAGCGCUACGAGAACAACGUCGAGAUGAUCCACACCGUCGAGCUGCAGAACUACGAGCACCUCGACAUGAUCUUUGGUGUCGACGCCUUCCGCACCGUCUUCCCCGGUAUCAAGGACACUAUCCUGCAGACCAUCGACCCGGAGGACAUGGGCCCCGAGAUGUCGGAGCGAGGCGGCCGCUACUAG